AUCAGGAACUACAGAAACUAUGCAGGACACUGUGGGUAACAUUGGAAACAGCUCCUAAUCUUCCAAAAAUGAUGAGGACAUGUGAGGAAGAAAUAGAAUGGUAUAAAUCAGUCAAAGAGACACAAGGCUCAGUUGAAGUAACCUCUUAUGGUCAAAUGAACAAUAUUAAUGAAUAUGGUGUCUAUGAGAUUGGGUCUUCUAAGAAAGGAAUUUUAGUUAGCCGUUCAGAAGGUAUUCAUUUGAGGCUAAGAGAGUCCAAACAUAAAAGGAUCCCAAAAUUAUUCUACAAUUUGGAUGAGCUAAGGGAUCUGGAGAGUAAGUUAGUACUAAUAACUGGUACAGAAACAACGGAAAGAAAGCAAGUAGACUUAUUUCUUGAU
Molecule: messenger RNA, 380 nt
Organism: Amphimedon queenslandica
Lineage: Eukaryota; Metazoa; Porifera; Demospongiae; Haplosclerida; Niphatidae
Product: E3 ubiquitin-protein ligase RNF213-like
Exons: 2
Source: RefSeq, a predicted model, not a curated record